This is a messenger RNA of Carya illinoinensis, 1647 nucleotides long. RefSeq names its product actin-depolymerizing factor 7. The record is from RefSeq and is a predicted model, not a curated record. The transcript has 7 exons. Gene Ontology annotation, molecular function: nucleic acid binding; actin filament binding; zinc ion binding. The coding region runs from base 151 to 1305 and encodes 384 amino acids. Lineage: Eukaryota; Viridiplantae; Streptophyta; Magnoliopsida; Fagales; Juglandaceae. Gene Ontology annotation, biological process: actin filament depolymerization. Gene Ontology annotation, cellular component: cytoplasm; actin cytoskeleton.
AGUGAUCUCGAGAAUAGCCGAUCGCCGCUCCUCCUGGCUUAAACCCUCUCGUUUCGUCCCAAAGAAAAGCGGCAAAAGCCUCCCUCCUCGGCUCCUUCCUCAGAAUCCCUCUUCUACUCGUGCUAGAGCCUACACGCUGUCCGUCCAAAAAUGGUGAGCCAAAGACAGAGGCUAGCUCGUAAGAAGUACAGAGAAGCUCACCCGGAUUUGUUCCCUAAGCCGGAGCCAACGCCACCCAAAGACCCAGACAAGAAGAAGAAGAAAAAGAAAAGCAUGUUCAAGCGCAAAAAGGCAGACUCUAACAAACCUGUUAGAAAGGGCUUUAAGAAACACCCACUUAGAGUCCCUGGGAUGAAGCCUGGUGAGAGCUGUUUCAUUUGCAAAGCGAAGGACCAUAUCGCCAAGUUCUGCCCUGAGAAAGCUGAGUGGGAAAAGAACAAGAUAUGUUUGCUUUGUCGGAGACGAGGGCAUAGUCUCAAGAAUUGCCCUAACAAGAAUGGUGCGACGGUGGAUAAGAAGCUUUGCUAUAAUUGUGGGGAAAGUGGACAUUCACUUGCGAACUGUACCCAACCUCUUCGAGAAGGAGGAACUAAAUUUGCCAAUUGCUUCAUAUGCAAUGAACGCGGACAUUUAAGCAAGAAUUGUCCUCAAAAUACUCACGGAAUCUAUCCAAAGGGGGGUUCUUGUAAAAUAUGCGGAGGGGUAACACACUUGGCAAAAGAUUGUCCAAACAAAGGUUCUAUAGCUACUCGUGGACCUGGUAACACAUCGGUUGUUAAGGAUGAAAGGCCAAGAGGACGGGUGACCAAAUUUGUUAGUGGAGACGACCUUGAUGAUGAUUUCUUGACUGAUGACACGAAUAGUGGUAACAAAGACAAGUCCUCUGAGUCAAAAGCGAAUUCGGCAUCUGGAAUGGCUGUGAGUGAUGAAUGCAAACUGAAGUUCUUGGAGCUAAAAUCGAAGAGGAACUACCGUUUCAUCAUUUUCAAGAUUGAGAAUCAGACGGUUGUUGUGGAGAAGCUCGGAAACCCAGAUGAAACCUAUGAGGAUUUCACCGAGUCUCUGCCUGCCGAUGAGUGCCGCUAUGCCGUCUUUGAUUUUGAUUUCAUCACCGAGGAGAACUGCCAGAAAAGCAAGAUUUUUUUCAUUGCAUGGUCACCUGAUACAUCAAGAGUGAGAAGUAAGAUGGUGUAUGCCAGCUCCAAGGACAGAUUCAAGAGGGAACUGGAUGGCAUUCAAGUCGAAUUGCAAGCAACAGAUCCCAGCGAAAUGAGCCUCGAUAUUGUAAAAAGCCGAGCUCUUUAAUAUCUUUAAUAUUCUCAUUUUUCCCUUUCCAUGUUCAGGCCCUUUCCAACAAUUACAUUCUAUAUAUAAUCAUCAUGGACAACAUUUAAAACCAUAGGAUCCUCCAAACACUAUGUUUUUCUCUGCAAAUUAUAUAAACCCUCAUGCUUUGACGAUGAUGGCCAUAAAGAAGCCGGCCCCUCAUCAUUCUCAUAUGAUCAAUUUGUUCACUUUUAAGGCAUUGAGAAUUUAUAUUUGUCCUUUAAAGGAUCAUGUAGGAGAAUGUGUGUAAAGAUUCAGUUUUCCGGGAGUUUGUCUGGCUGCGAUUAUAGCCAAUGGAAUGGAGCAACUUUGCUUUGGAGA